AUGGACGGAACUCUGCGAAAUACGCCAACACCUAUAGCAUCCGAGGAACGUGAGAAGGAGAGACUCAGAGAGGAGGCUCUACCGGCUGUCGUAGAGACGAGUUUUGAAGCGUCUACCAUCCGCCCUGUGACGGCGUCUACCUCGUCUGGAUCGGGACCAGGCUCACGGGGCUCCGACACCACCAACAAGAGCAUCACCUCAAAUCCUCAGCCUGGAAGAUCUGGAUCUGUGGCUGCGACUAGUGCAUCAGGGUCGUCAGGUCCGAACAUCGAAGUUUACGAUGUGAGCUCGCCGUCUCAAUACUCAAGCACGCCGCCUCAACACUCGAGCACACCACCCCAAUACUCGAGCACGCCGCCCGAACACUCAAGAUCUAAUUCGUACAACGUCAUUCGUUAUGCUAAAUCUACUGAGAGCAUGACUUCGGUUCAAUAUGCCCAGGUUCGCCCGCCUACAGCUCAGUCAUUGUCUGCAAGCAGUGCUUGGGAUUCCAGCGAGGCCGAGAACCUGCCACCACUUUCCGUGGCUAAGAAGCGAUCGCACAUGCACUCGGCAUCGGCUGGUGCAGUGCGCUUGUCAAAUCUCUCCACGAUCGCGUCCGAGUCCGAACCUUCAAGUCAAUCAAUCAUACGUGAAUCGAGCAGUUCAACGGCUGACAUCUUCACAUCGCCACCCGUAGUGCUCCCCUCUUCGCAAUCGGGGAAUUGGUAUGUUAGACGCCAGACCAUCGGCUCUAGCUCAUAUUCGUCGAUGAUGACCGAUAGCAACUACCAGACAGUGUCAACUGAGAGCUCUCGCUGGGAGCUGAACCGGGAAAACUCUGCAGUUCCAGAGCCUUUGUUCUCGAGCAGUCCUCGUGACACUCAACAGCUGAGUAGCCCAAUGAUCACCCACCCGAGUUCAUCAGGUGUCCACGAACUUGCUGGCGAUGUUCCAUCAGAGCAAGAUGACACCAUUGCCGAACUUCAGUCUCAUCCGUUGCGUACUCAAAGAUCGGGUCUCAUGUCCCGCGGGAGAUCAGCCUCUGAGCCUCGCCCUCUCUCUGCACGCUCAAGUCAUACCCUGGCAACAAUGUACAACCCUGACCGCGGCUCUCAAGGCUCUUCUAUCUUCCCGCAAUGGGCCAAAUCCUUCUACCGCGGGAAGCUGCAAUUCCCUCCUGGAAAUGAGAGUACUGUCAGUCUCGCUCUUUCAGACGGGCAGAUACCGCCUCACAGCUCGGCUUCUCAAUCUAUGCGUAUGAUGCCAUGGGCUCAUCAUCGCCGCUGGGAAAGCGCCGGAAACAGCUUGAUGAGCAUGCAACAGUCAUCUCAAGGUGGCACGCCUCGCAGCACGUCUCCAAAGUCUUCUCACUUCCUACCAAGCAUCUUCCGCCCUUACCGACCUCGAGCAAACAUGAACCAGAGCCAGUCUACCAACACCAUGUCUGUAACACGGAGCAGUAGUCUUGCUGAGCUAUACGUCGAUGAGAGCCAGCUUGAUUUUGCUGACAGUGACGACGCCAGCUCAAGGUCAAGCUCGACCGACAGUAUGGCUAUCACGACGAUUCCUCGUGGCAGGCACAACUCCGCAGCUGCCUUCCAACCACCUCGUCGGCAACAAACAGUCAACUCUGGACGCGCGAUACCCCGUGAGCAGACAAACAGCUCUUUCUACCCGCAAUCUCUCGCCGCUAGCCACAUGUACAACACACCUCCUCAUCUCGCACCUUCUCGCCGCCUUUCCCACCGCNNUCUCUCCACUUGGCGCGCCCCCAGCUUCGACGAAGCCCUGAACACCCUCGUCUUGUCCCGUGGCAACCGCCAGAUACUGUUUUUCUGCCUUGGUUUCUUGUGCCCAUUCUUCUGGAUGAUCGCAGCAUUUUUGCCCUUGCCACAUAGGCCCGUGGAAGCCACCAUGGUCAAUCUCGAAUCUUCCAUCCAAGACUUCUCCGAGCUCGAAGGCGAGAAGAGCCAUUACCCUCGUGGUAUGCAGCUCGAGAUGAGGCACUGGGAUCUAGAGCGCAAGUACCUCAAAGCUCGUUGGUGGAGGAAUCUCAACCGCAUCAUGAGUUUUGUUGGCGUUGGCAUCAUCGGCGCCAUUGUCGCUCUUGCCGUCAUCGCUGCCAGAUGA
Messenger RNA from Aureobasidium vineae, 2112 nucleotides. The record is from the annotation of a GenBank genome assembly. NCBI's taxonomy places the organism in Eukaryota, Fungi, Ascomycota, Dothideomycetes, Dothideales, Saccotheciaceae.